AUGGUCUUAUCCAGUAUCUUCUUCUUUGCCUCUGUGGACGCCCGUUAUGUAAUAAAUGGCAAUUGCCUCGUCAUUUUCUGCAAUAUUCUGAUCAAGUUCCCCCAAAUAUUGCAGCAGUUGAAGCCUCCGCACGACUGUCCUGCAUCGUGGAUAAGGAACGAAGAUAGUAGUUAUUGCUUUGUUAAAAAAGGACUUCAAUGGAGUUCUUCAAAGGAAAGCUGCAUUUCUAUGGGAGCACAUCUUCUGGCAAUAGAAACUGAACUUGAGAAAACAUGGAUUCAAGACAAAGCCUCUGGGGACUCUUGGUGGAUCGGGGGUACUGAUUUAAACUCGGAGGGCACGUUUUACUGGGAACACUCUUCUAAGAAUAUGACGUACACAAACUGGUAUUCUAAUCAACCAGACAAUGAUACAAUUGGAAUAAACGAAAAUUGUGUAUCAAUGGUUAGAAGUGGAUAUUGGCAUGACUACCCAUGCAAUCACACGUUUUACUAUAUUUGUGAAAAAUAGCUGAAAACGGUAUAACGUAAGCUAUACAAGAGAUUGAAUAAAAUCGUACUUUUAUAUAUACAUAACAUGCACUGUUACAACGCACAAUGCACAGUAUCAGUUUCAUUUCUCUGGAACAUUCUGGAUACAAUUUUUGUAACAAGUAAAUAUGUUACAUACUAGUAUGUUAUUCCAAUGUUU
This is a messenger RNA of Saccostrea cuccullata (small rock oyster), 690 nucleotides long. RefSeq names its product perlucin-like protein. Gene Ontology annotation, molecular function: signaling receptor activity. The record is from RefSeq and is a predicted model, not a curated record. Lineage: Eukaryota; Metazoa; Mollusca; Bivalvia; Ostreida; Ostreidae. Bases 1 to 510 code for a protein of 169 amino acids. The transcript has 4 exons.